This is a messenger RNA of Diachasma alloeum, 998 nucleotides long. RefSeq lists its product as uncharacterized. The record is from RefSeq and is a predicted model, not a curated record. The transcript has 5 exons. NCBI's taxonomy places the organism in Eukaryota, Metazoa, Arthropoda, Insecta, Hymenoptera, Braconidae. The coding region runs from base 44 to 571 and encodes 175 amino acids.
CAAAAGUGCACAGAAGAUAGGAAUUGCAUCGGAUAUAUUUUCGAUGGGAAUGAGCGAAAUAAACACGUGGGUUCUCAUCCGACGUUACGAUAAGCUCGAAUCGGAGCAGGCAAAUCUCCAGACGAAUCUCCAACUUUUUACCCUCACCCCCAACAUCGUUUCUGACGAACUGAGGGCCUCCAUUUUCCGGUGGAUCGAUGCCAAGGAUGAUGGGACCAAGGUGUUAAAGAUUCGAAGACAUGACAACAAUCUCGUUCCACUGUCAACGUUGAUUAAUGGAUCCACUAGAGAGAAGCCUUUCAUAAUUGAUGUCGUAGCUGUACACCAAUUUUGCCCAGUGGAAGGACGCACAAUUCUCCCGGACUACAUAGAAGCUCUUCGCUCCUCCUUCUACAAUCUCGAUAAUCGAGUGAAACUAGUGGAGCAAGCAAUUCCGAAUCUCACGACUAGUCAGAUGAAGGCAUUCGAGGACACUGUCUCCCACAUCUCCAACUGCGUGAGUUUCCUGGAUCGUCGACUUGACGAGCUAGCCCCACCCAUCUGGAGAAAUCAAGCUAAUGCUGCCAUUUGAAACAUGGGAAUGUCUUCUUCAUUCUCUUCACUCUCACUGGGCCAAGAUAAUGAAGCUAAAGACAGUUCAAAUACUGAGAAAACAGUAUAAACUCAUCCCAAAGUUAUGCAAAAUAUUCCAAGAUAUAAAAACUUAUUUAGAGAAAUAUUUGUUUAAAAAAAUUGGUAGAAAAUUUGUGUUUCGAUCCAAUGCAUACAUAAAUUGGAAUAGAACAUGAUUUAUUCCAUCUUCUUCUGUUAGAGAAAAAAAAAUAUUAAAGCAGAAGGAAGUGAAAACAAUAUUUUCCCGAAAUGGAAAAUAUUUUCUGAAAUGAAAUUCAGUAGCAAAGUAGUGAAACGAUUUAAGUUGACUUACCUCCCAGUUGAGUUUUUAAGGAAUAUUUCCGAAUCUAACGGAGAUAGCGAAAUUUUCGUAGUUACAUUUGUUG